Nothobranchius furzeri (turquoise killifish) is the source of this 1192-nucleotide messenger RNA. The record is from RefSeq and is a predicted model, not a curated record. Lineage: Eukaryota; Metazoa; Chordata; Actinopteri; Cyprinodontiformes; Nothobranchiidae.
ACCGCUCCUGGCUGGGCCACUAACAAACACGGAACUGACUGAAACAGCUGGUAAAUGUCUACACAGACAGUUUCACAUGAGUGCCAAAAGUCAUUUAACCAACAGUGCAACUUUGAAACAGAGACAGUCAAGACUUUUUCAAACUGUGAAUUCGGACACAAAACCCAAUGGAAUAUUGGGAAGGCAUAUAAAUGUUAGAAGCAUACUACCAAAAAUAGAUCAGAUACAGAACUUGCUUAUGGAGUCUAAUCUGGAUUUCUUGUGUAUGUCUGAAACUUGGUUGACUAGUAAUAUUCCUACUGACCUAAUUAAUAUACCAAGAUACACAUGCUACAGGAAAGACAGGGUCAAGGGAAGACGAGGGGGUGUCUUAAUUUACAUUAGGGAGCAGUUUAAGGUUAAAGAGCUCGAUAUGGGUGUAAAUUUGGAGUGCAUAGGAUUGAGCGUAAUUCUCUCACCAACCAUGAAAUUUAGUAUAGUCGUGCUUUAUAAUCCUCCAUCUCAUGAUGUAAAUUUCUAUGAUGAACUGAGAAAUCUUUUGUCUAUUGUCGAUGACUCUCAUGAAUUCAUGCUGUUUGGGGACUUUAACAUCAAUUGGAAAGAUAAAAAGGGUAGGGCAAAACUAAAGUUAACUAGGGACAAAUUUAAAUACAAACAGCUGAUUGACAGUCCUACACGAGUUACUAGAAAGAGUGAAACCCUUAUAGACCUGAUUUUAACAAACAGGCCAGAGGGAGUAACAAAAAUAUACAAUCAUAUCACUGGUCUUUCAGAUCAUAAUAUGAUACUGGUUAUAAGAAAGCUAACAAAAAAGCAUCUAGUCUAUCAUAACAAAACAGAAAAUUAUACUUUAACUACUGGAAUUCCCACGUCAAAAAUGGCUGACUUUGAACAUGAUCUAAAGACAGCUAAUUGGGACAGGGUAAUCAGAGAGCCUGAUCCAGACUGUAGUGCAAGCAGUUUUGUCUUGACCCUUCAUGGUAUAAUUGGUAAGCACACAAGAACCUGGAAAAGAAAACCUAAGAAAAAGUCUCUUCCUUGGUUCAACAGUGAUAUCAGUCAGCUGAUCAAAGAGCAAGAUUUUGCUCUGAAAAGAUCCUUAAGGACUAAAACCAAUUCUGACCAUUUAAUUUACACUGGACUAAGAAAUAAAGUAGCGUCUGAGCAAAACAAAAGUGAAAGCAAAGACUAA